Molecule: messenger RNA, 1048 nt
Organism: Hevea brasiliensis (rubber tree)
Lineage: Eukaryota; Viridiplantae; Streptophyta; Magnoliopsida; Malpighiales; Euphorbiaceae
Product: peptidyl-prolyl cis-trans isomerase CYP20-1-like
Exons: 7
Coding region: 142-753 (203 amino acids)
Biological process (GO): protein folding; protein peptidyl-prolyl isomerization
Cellular component (GO): intracellular membrane-bounded organelle
Molecular function (GO): peptidyl-prolyl cis-trans isomerase activity
Source: RefSeq, a predicted model, not a curated record
AUCACGUUUCAUUAAAAUAUCAAAGGAGCCACGCGGCACACUCUCAUUGGCUGAACGUCCACCGAUAUUUUUCUUUUUCAUUUCAGUUCAGUUCUCAGUCUCACUCACCCGCUCUGUCUCUUGAGACUCCAACCAACGAAGAUGGCGAGAUCGAGGUUGCUGCUAUGGACCCUUGUCCUCUUUGGAACCCUAGCUCUUAUCCAGGCGAAGAAGUCCGAGGAAGAUUUGAAAGAGAUAACUCAUAAAGUGUACUUUGAUGUUGAAAUUGCUGGAAAACCUGCUGGUCGUAUUGUCAUGGGUCUGUUUGGGAAGGCUGUUCCUAAAACUGCAGAAAAUUUCCGAGCAUUGUGCACAGGGGAAAAAGGUAUUGGGAAGAGUGGGAAACCUCUUCAUUAUAAGGGAAGCAUGUUUCACAGGAUCAUUCCCAGCUUUAUGAUCCAAGGAGGUGAUUUUACACUGGGUGACGGAAGAGGUGGAGAAUCAAUUUAUGGAGAGAAGUUUGCUGAUGAGAAUUUCAAGCUGAAGCAUACUGGACCUGGCCUUUUGUCAAUGGCAAAUGCUGGUCCUGACACAAAUGGUUCACAAUUCUUCAUCACAACUGUGACAACUAACUGGUUGGAUGGCAGACAUGUUGUAUUUGGAAAGGUGCUUUCUGGAAUGGAUGUGGUCUAUAAGAUUGAAGCUGAAGGCAGACAGAGUGGCACACCUAAGAGCAAAGUUGUGAUAGCAGACAGUGGCGAAAUACCACUAUAGUUUGCUCUAUGACUUGGCAGAUAUAACUCCUUAAACUUCCCGUUUUGCCUCUCUAUAAGACUUCUUAAUAUGUAGUACCGAGGAUCUUUUAAUUUAAAAUGGCUCUAUAUCAAAUGUUAUAUGGCGAAGGAGAUGGUAGAAACCUCAUAGUUUAUUUUGAAGCAAGUGAUAGGUUGUUGGCUGUUUAUAUAUUCUGAUGCAACAAUGUGCGAGGAUAUGGAGGGCUAAUAAUUCCUGAAUUUGGACAGGUAAUUUGUAGAAUUUGAGUGGAAUUAAUUUUAAUUCUACCCCCAAA